This is a messenger RNA of Arachis ipaensis, 967 nucleotides long. Its product is annotated as RING-H2 finger protein ATL51-like. The record is from RefSeq and is a predicted model, not a curated record. Lineage: Eukaryota; Viridiplantae; Streptophyta; Magnoliopsida; Fabales; Fabaceae.
UUAAAUAAAAAAAGUAAAUUAUUUUCAAUAAUUGCUAGUUCUACACUACUUUGUACUCCAUAUUUAGACAUUGAAAUGAAUACUAUUUAUAGAUACAUCCAUAAGAAAAAAAAAAAAAAAAGGUCCAUAGAAUUAGAAUUUAGAAGGUGCAGAGAGCAGUAUAAGAAGUUAUUGCUAACGUACUAUUAUACUGAACCUGACUCCAUUGAUUGCAAUUUCAGAGAAAAAAAGAGAAAGCAAUAACAGAAACAUAAACAAAAAAAGAAAGCAGAGGCAUGACAGGAAUAUCAGAAGUGUUGUAUCAGCUGUACGCUAAAGCAAUAGUGCUAUUAGCAUACAUGCUCAUAGAACUUGUCCUUCUUAUUCAGUACCUCAAAUCAGACAAACGCAGCAGCACCACAAUCACCACCACUCAGUAUCUCAGAUUCAUUGAAGAGAAGAACCCCACAAUUCUCUACACCAAGAGCAUGAUGCAGCAACUGGAUCCUGUUGAAUGCAGAGUGUGCUUGAAUGAGUUCCAUGAAGGUGAUCAAUUGAGGAACCUCAAGUGUCACCACGCUUUUCAUAGGGAUUGUUUGGACAAGUGGUUGCAACAAUCUUUUGCUACUUGCCCUCUUUGCAGGAUCAAGCUGUUACCUGAUUAUGUUGUUGCAAAGUAUCAGAAUAAUAACCAUAAUCAUCAUCAGAACAAUAUUACUGAGGUAGAGUAUUAUGAAGGCAAUGAUGAUCAGCUUAUUCUUUUUUUAUCUUCACUGAGGGGUAGUAAUCGUACAUUGCAUAGAUAUCUCUGAUCAUUCAUAUUUUGUAGAAAUUAAAUUUGUUUUUAAGGUUUAAUAAAUUCAAGGUAUCUCAAAUGUACAGACGGAUUUGGUUAUUCUAAUUACUUAUAGUUAGUAGUUAGUACCCUUUUUGGGAUUCUUAUUUCUCUGAUCUGAAUAUGUAUAUGCUAUUUGUCCUUCUGAUUCAA